UUUUGACAAUUUGGGAUGUGAGAAUCGAACCUAAUACGAAUUUUAUGUUAAUUGCUAUGAUAUUUUUUAGGACCCCAUAUUUAUUCUUCUCAUGAAAUAAAUGAUAGAAUUGGAGCAUCUAUUGAUCUUUUUGGGCCGUAUCAUUCCAGUGUGUGUACUUACUAUGAAUAUGAAUGAAAGAGAAAAAGAAAUUCAGAAAAACUGAGUUGAACAAAUCAUACUAUUUCGUUAAAUUUUAGGCUCAAUUUUUCAAAAUAUACUUUCUUACUUGGGUGUUCUUUACUUGUAUAGGUAAUAAUUAUCAUCAUACUUAUAUGGAUCCAUCCAAUUCUCUCAUAUAUAUCCAUACUUGGGUUUCAUGAUACAUUAUUUUUUAAUUGAAUGACAAAAACUGCAUAUCGACUAAAUUGUUAUAGAAAAAAAGGUAUAAACCAUGUAUUAUUUAAUUGAUUCGUCAUUAGAUUUAAUUCAAUGCUAAAUUAAGGAUAUAGGAAUUGAACUACUAUUUCCUUAGUUCAUUAGUUGUGCAAGUGCAAAUAUCGCGUUCACUGUGCUAUGUCAGAUUUGUUGAAUUGAACUAAAUUGUUUUAAAAAAAUGUAUAAUCAUAACUUAUCCCAUAAAAAAUGGUAUACGAGUUGAUUAGGUUUUUUCCGUACAUAUAUAUAAAAAAUGUGUGCUUUGAAAAAAUAAAAAAUCCUAAAUUUGAUAUGGGGAAAUCAGUAGUAGAUUAAAAUUUUAUUUUUGUAAAUGAGUUAACCACUACUAUUAUUUAUAUAUUUAACCAGUAGACGAGACGGUCUACAUUCGGUUAAAAAAUCUAAACUUCAGUACCCUGAAGACGAAAAAAAAGGAAAGAAAAAGGGGAAAUAUUUGAUAGAAGAAAUAAGAGUUAGGGUUUUUUUUUUUUGUUUUUUCUAAAAAUAGAAUUAGAAAGUUAGAAGGAAGUGUGAGUUGGAACAAGAAUCACGGUUACACAGUUAUAAAACCACCAUUAUUACCAUUUAAUUUACCCAUAACCAUUACAGUCCACUGAAUGGAUCAAAAUCCCAUUCUUCUUCUUCUUCUUCUUCUUUAGUACUACUGUAACGUGCAUUAAAUUGCCUCGAAAUCAAAGACUUAAUUAGAAUAAUUAUUACAACAAAAAGGGGCAUUCCUUUGUUAGUAGUAAUGUAAUCUGGAUCCCCUGUGGGCGGACGGAUAUAAUGGACGUGAUAUUCGUUCCUGAGCAAGGAGAAACGUUCGGCAUUGAAGUUGGUUUCUUCGACACCGUAUUAGAAAUCAAAGAGAAGAUUGAAAAAUACCAUGGCAUCCCCAUUCCCAAACAAUCCCUAAUCUUCAAUGGCCGCAUCCUCCAAGACCACCGCGACGUCGAAUUCUGCGAAAUCUUGCAACACUCCCGGAUUCAACUUGUCGUUGCUAAUUCAGAAUUAUCCGCUCAAUCCGAAAUCGGACGGCUCAUCAUGAAGCAGAAUAAUAUUCUUCCUGAUCCUCCUCCUCCUCAUCAACCGCCGCAGCCGCAAAAGGAGAUCACCUCCUCCAAAAAUAAUAAUAAUAAUAACAGCAGCAGCAUAAACAACAACAAUUAUAACAAAUUGAAAGUGAUGGUGAAACCGAAAAGUGGGAAUUCAAAGAUAGCAAUGGAAGUGAACCCAACAGACAACGUCGGGGAAUUGAAGAAAGAGUUGGAAAAGCUGCAGCAGAGAAUGCAAUUUCAUCUGCCACCAGAGGGUUUCUUUUUCAUUUAUGACCGUGACGUUAUGGAUGAAGACCGUUCCUUUCGCUGGCAUGGUGUGGCUCAUGGCGAUACCAUUGAGAUCUUCAAUGGCACUGUUACUGGUGGAUCUUGAUUCAUCAGGUACCACGAGCCCUAAUUUUCCUUUUUCUUCUUCUUUUUCUUUUUAGAUCUGUAAAUAAUACACAUCAGAUGGAUGCAGGAAUUGAAUGUUUAUUGUAGUUGGUUAUCAAUUGUCAAUUAUGUUAAUGAAUGGAAUCUUCAUCUCUAUAAUUUUAUUUAGACAGAAUAG
Benincasa hispida (wax gourd) is the source of this 2025-nucleotide messenger RNA. RefSeq names its product ubiquitin domain-containing protein 7SL RNA1-like. Gene Ontology annotation, molecular function: polyubiquitin modification-dependent protein binding; ubiquitin binding; proteasome binding. NCBI's taxonomy places the organism in Eukaryota, Viridiplantae, Streptophyta, Magnoliopsida, Cucurbitales, Cucurbitaceae. Gene Ontology annotation, biological process: proteasome-mediated ubiquitin-dependent protein catabolic process. The record is from RefSeq and is a predicted model, not a curated record. Gene Ontology annotation, cellular component: cytosol; nucleoplasm.